This is a messenger RNA of Protopterus annectens (West African lungfish), 1502 nucleotides long. Its product is annotated as probable N-acetyltransferase CML5. Gene Ontology annotation, molecular function: N-acetyltransferase activity. Bases 132 to 869 code for a protein of 245 amino acids. The transcript is spliced from 2 exons. The record is from RefSeq and is a predicted model, not a curated record. Lineage: Eukaryota; Metazoa; Chordata; Ceratodontiformes; Protopteridae.
UUCACAGUAUAUCAUACAGGGCUCUAAGUAACUGGAGAAUUCUUAGAACUUUCUUGAUCUAACUUUAAAUCUCAGAAACUAUUGUUUGCAUCUAGUACUCAGAAAAAAAGGCAUCUGUCAUUCUUACAAGCAUGUCUUCAUCUGCAGAAACUAGACACAUAUACCUGAUGCAGAAGACAUCCUGUAUUGAUCAAGAGCCCAGAAGGGAGAGAGUGCCUACAUUUUCCAUACGUUGUUAUGAGCCAAAGGACUACCAUGUGGUGCGGCAGAUGUUUAAAUGCUGCUGUUUGGAACUCGUCAUGCCAGGAUUUAGGUGGUCCUUGAGGCAGCCUGCCAGUAUUGCCUUGUUCCUUGUCUGUGGUAGCAUUAGUUAUGCUCUGACAUACUCUCUAUGGUAUGUCAUUUUGGCAGCAACUGCCCUGGCUGCUGUCAUGUACUAUGCAUGCUGGAGAAUUUUCACCGACUUUAUGAAACUAAAACUACAGACUGAAAUGGGAAAUAUUGAAAAGUAUUAUAUAAAGCCCCCUGGAUCAUGCUUUUGGGUGGCAGAGGCAGACGGAAAAGUGAUAGGGACAAUUGCUGUUAAGAGGCUACCCGAACAUCAAGAAGCUUGUGAACUGUUUCGCAUGUUUGUUCAACAUAAAUUUUGUCGCUGUGGACUUGCAAAGAAGCUAUUAGAAACUGCAUUUGAAUUUGCCAAAGAUUAUGGAUAUAAAACAUGUCAUGUGCAGACAAAUAUUACGCAAGUUCCAGCAGUGUACAUGUAUAAAAAAAUGGGAUUUCAGCAAUAUGGCAAAUGUCAUCUUAUAGGCUCUUGUCUUACUUUCCUUACACAAAUUUCUGACCUAAGGCUUAAGAAAGCAAUUUAAAGAAACUGGUUAUGUUAUGAUGUAUGAAUAGUGUCUAUUGAAUAACAGAUCUGAGGUAGAGUUGUUAAGCUACUUAUAGUUGUUUUUUUUUUACUAAGCCUAUAACUCAUUAUAAAGUGCUUUAUAUGCUAUCUUGCAAUACAGCAGGGUCAUUACUUUUCUAUAUGAACUAGCUCGUGGAACUUUACAUUUGCUAUAGUACUGCAAUUUAUUUCAGAUCUGCAUUAGUGGGCUGUGAGAAUGUCUGAGAUUUGCUUGGUGAAAUAAGGCUCUGUCCAGCCAGUUGCUUGGCAGAGGGUGUCAUUGACAUAGGAAUGGAGGAAUUGGUCAGUAUUUAUCCCUCAUCAUCAUCAGUGUGAUGGCCUUUCUUUACCGUGGGCCAGAAAUCAAGGAGGCUCAAUCCUCACCACUGACAUCAGUGAGAGACAGUCACUAAAACAGGAAUGGAUUUACACAGUAUUUCAAAUGCAGCUUUCUGCAUCAAGCACAGUUUCCCCCCAAGAGCCCACAGGGAACCCGCUUCAGACCUGAGACGGAAGAAUCUAUUUCCCCAGAUCCCAAACAAGACUCAGUUUGGAGUGCUGUGUCCCAGUUCCAAGUAGCUGACACACCCAUACCUGGGUAUUUUUUUUC